Saccostrea cuccullata (small rock oyster) is the source of this 2028-nucleotide messenger RNA. RefSeq lists its product as uncharacterized. Lineage: Eukaryota; Metazoa; Mollusca; Bivalvia; Ostreida; Ostreidae. Bases 1327 to 1650 code for a protein of 107 amino acids. The record is from RefSeq and is a predicted model, not a curated record. The transcript has a single exon.
GAGUGAGACACAAAAAUCAAAGGAUUAACAAUACAAUGAAAAGGCAUCCGCUGAAAAUAUAAAUUAUUUGCACAAGGGAUGACAUACCAAUGCUCAUAGAGCUUACUAAAGGCAUUUUUCCUAUAUAUAUAUACGAGUACCAUAAGAAUGACCUCGUCCUCCUUUAUUAUUAUGUUUUUUUUUUUAAUGUUUCGCAAACUUGUUGACAUAUCCUUUUCAAUGUUAUCGUGUUUAAGUCUGGGUUUUAUCGCCCCAGUGUUUGUAUGGAGGUUGAUUGACUUGGGUUAUUUGUGCCUUACACCUUUAGUUAUGCAUUGUUUUAAUAAUUUAUGGAUUUUCAGUAAUUUCUUUGCGGGAGAACCUUCGUCGCUUGAUACAAAAGAAAUUACAUUACGGAACCGUUAUUUCCAUUCCUUGCUUUCUUUUGAAGAAUUAAAACCCCCUUUCAUGUGGGAUCCAUAGUUUAUAUCUAUUGAUUUUUUUAAACUGUGCAGUAAAUGCAAAUAUUUUAUUCAUAUCCUCAGUGUAUACUGCAUGAGGUUUCCAGACACUAUGGUUCUAUUUUCUAGGCCUGAGAAUUCUGCAGACUAUGGCCAUCUGUUCGUACUCUAUAUAUUUAAAUCCAAAAUCCUAACACUUUUGGCCAACACUAGCAUUCUUUUCUUCGCCUGACAAGAUAACAAUAACUAUCUGGAUUAUGAUUUUUUUGGUCCUCCAAAAUUUUUGACAUUUAUUAAUUCUAGCGAUGACAUGCUUACGUCAUUAAAUCACGUGGUUACAUUCAUUGGUCGGCAAUAAUAAAUGGCAUUGGAUAUUUCAUUGCAUCACAUUAGUUCCCCUGGAGUAAACCUGUCUGUGUAUUUAACCUGACGGGCAGUAAUACAAGGUGAUUUUAAACGGAUAUAAGAGAUUUUUGACAUUAUCAAUAGCCUCCCUUCAGUUGAUCUUAAUUCCGUAUUCGGCUUUGUUAGACCAUUCCAGAUUAUUGUUCAUUAUAUCGGAUAGGUACAAGAUUAAAGUUUUUUAUGCAUUACGAGUAUUUGAACGCGUACCAAGAAAUGCUUUAUUAAUGAUUCGAUGAACCCUGCCGGUUAGGAUUAACAAUUUAAUAGUACUAGUCUCAUUUGGUGAAAGUUUUCAAAGCGUCAUCGUCACCUAGUAGCAAGUGGUCCAAUAUUAUCUUGGAUUAAUUCUUUCGUGUUUACAAAGACUUGGAUUGAAAAAUAAGAAACUGUUUCAACAAGUUCUUUCAAAAAAGGGAAAUUGUUACAUAAGAGUAGCAUUCCUGACUAUUCGAACUUUCAAUAUAAAACAGAAAAGGACAGUAUGCCUGCACUGACGUCGCCGUGGUUUUAUCAGAGAAACCCUCAGCUUCCCCCUCAAUUAGCCUCCGCCGCCCAGACGCGGUCCCCCAGCAGUAUGACGGAAGAGGAGGUGGAUCAAAUCACCAAGCGGGUGGGACGUCCUACCCAAGCCUCCCGAGCCAAAACUAGCCAAUCGUGGAAACUCGAUAACACUUUUAUGGACAAUGGACGACACUCGUGGUCAAAAAUGGAAUUAUAUGCAGACUGCAAGAAGUGCAUGUGGAAGGACAAUGGGGUUGUGAAAGCUACAUGUAAAAUCCGCCCCGUUCAACCAACACCCCGUUAACGUGCGCUUACUUUCUGUUUUGUCAAGACUUCGGAUACAAACGUUCUAGUCCAACACUUCUGUCAGGACGAGUUGGUUUAUAUAGGUCUCUGAUUUCUAGCUUUGGACAUCAAGAUAAAUCAUACUUUUCAAGGAAUCACAAUGUUACAGUGUGUGGUUGGUGCUUAAGCUUGGUAAACAUUGAUCCGCUCUGUCUCGGCGCAGUGACAUACACCAGUUCAGUAUUACAUGUAGUUCAGUAUUAAUAUUGUUUUUGCCAGUUGUGUAAUCAUCUUUGUUUGUACUUUUAACCUUCAACUGUUAUAACGUUUGAAUUCCAUCAGUUACAAAGGAAUUGACAUCGUUAAUGCAACGAUAGUUGAAAAAUGAUUUUUUUUU